GGUCACAAGACAGUUGGGUGUCAGCCUACGAAACAUCUGUAUAGUAUAAGCGAGGCAUGAGGGCUUAUUCAGUCCUUGUGUGAUCUGAUCAGUGGAACACGAGAGCCUCUGUCUGUGUUUGAACGCCUCUCCGAACCUGGUGCUGCACUAAUCCAACACUGAACACGAACCGCAAGAUUGUCCAUCGAGAAUCAUGACGGCCAUCAAUGCACCUCGGGACAAAUACAAUUCAGUAUGGCUCAUUUUCUUCAUCCUGGGCUUGGGAAGCCUCUUGCCAUGGAAUUUCUUCAUGACGGCAACAAUGUACUUCACCAGCAGACUGAAGGACUCCAAUCAGACGGCCAACGAGACGGCCGGAGACUCUCGCAAUGUGCUGGAGUCCAAGUUCAACAACGUGAUGACGCUGUGCGCCAUGGUGCCUCUGCUCAUCUUCACCUGUCUCAACUCCUUCAUACACCAGAGGAUUCCUCAGAAAUUGAGAAUCUCUGGCAGCUUGACGGUCAUCCUGGUGGUUUUUCUGGUGACAGCGGUGGUUGUUAAAGUAGAACUGGCUCCUCUUCCCUUCUUUGUCCUGACCAUGGUCAAAAUUGUCUGCAUCAACUCAUUUGGGGCGAUUUUUCAGAGCAGUCUGUUCGGGCUGGCAGGGAUUCUACCUGCCUCUUACACCACUCCCAUCAUGAGCGGACAGGGGCUGGCCGGCACCUUCGCUGCCUUCUCCAUGAUCUGCGCUCUGGCCAGUGGGUCAGAACUGCAGGACAGUGCUUUUGGUUACUUCAUCACAGCUUGUGUUGUGAUUCUUCUGGCUAUAAUGUCCUACCUCACUCUUCCCAAGAUGGAGUUCUUCCAGUACUGCAUGGAGAGCAGUAGAUGUGCACCAUCAGCCGAUGAGGAGAACAAGAUGGACUUGCUCAAAAAAGAAAGUGAAGCUGAAAAGCGGCCGGUGGUGAAUCUGAUGGAAGAUGAGACCAAACCCACCUCGUCUGUGCUUAAUAUCUUCAAGCAGAUUUGGGUGAUGGCUCUGUCUGUGUGCUUCAUCUUCACUGUCACCAUUGGAGUUUUUCCAGCCGUGACCGUCGAUGUCAAGUCGACAGUUGCUGAUGGAGGUGUCUGGGAAAAGUACUUCAUCCCUGUGUCAUGUUUCCUCCUUUUCAACGUGAUGGACUGGGCUGGCAGGAGUCUGACGGCCGUCUGUAUGUGGCCGGGCAAGGACAGCAUCUGGCUUCCAAUCCUCGUGGGCCUGCGGGUCGUCUUCAUCCCCCUCUUCAUGCUCUGUAAUGUCCAGCCUCGUGUGAUUUCCCAAACCGUGUGGUUCAGCCACGAUGCCUGGUACAUCAUCUUCAUGAUCUUGUUCUCCUUUUCCAAUGGAUACCUGGCCAGCCUCUGCAUGUGCUUUGGACCCAAGAAGGUGUCGCAGCACGAGGCAGAGACGGCGGGGGCCAUCAUGGCCUUCUUCUUGUCCCUCGGCUUGGCACUGGGAGCUGCUGUCUCCUUUGGUUUCCGGGCUGCGAUCUAAAACCUGCAGUAGAACCUCAAGUAGAUUUAGGUGGACCAUCCUUUCUUCCAACACCUUCCCUGUCAUGAUCCUGUAUGGGAGCAGCUUUCAGUAACAGAGAGGAGACUGCACAGCAGGCUAGAGGACCUCAGUUUUCGACAUGUGUACAGUUGAGACUCAUCCAGUCAUCGAGAGCUUUUUUUUCCAGAAGCACAGUGUGCAAACUUUUGUUUCUCCUGUUUUUGAGGACAUUUUCUAAUUGGUAACCACUGAUUAGAUCGAUUGUUUAAGUGCAAAUCAAAACCAAAACUUUUAGUUUUAGUGUACUUGUUAUAGAAGAGCAGAAAUUCUUUGCAGCACAGACUCAUUGAUCAAUUGUUAUUUAAAAAAAAAACAGGAUUAAAAUGUUUUAAAAUAAGUUACUUAAAGGAAUCAUUUUUAAAGAACAAAUCUGUCGUUAAUGAGGUUUUUAGAUGGUGCUCUGUGGCUCAUCACUCCAGACCGUUGCAGUCUUUCAAGCCAAAUAAAUGACGACAAAACGGGAAAAUCUUGAACUCUGAAGGGAAAUCUUGACCCAUCACACGGCUAACGAACUGCUUCACUCCUCUCUGCUCUAUUUUUUUUUACUCAACAAAGAUGUCAAAAGUCAAAGAAUGUAAAGAUGGACUGAAUCCUAAAGCGGAGGUUAUAAAUAACUUUUUUUUUUUCCUGCUGAAUCUUCUUUGUUUGUAGUAUCAGAUUAUUAUUAUUCUUAUUAUUAUUGUUGCUCUCGCUUCAGUUUGACUCAUCCAGAUGUCACACGUUUUGUUUUUUUCUUAAGUUGCUGUGUCUUCCUGAUAAAACAUGACACUUUGUGAAUAAAUGCAUCACGAACAUGCAAAACAUGCAGCUGUCAGUGACAUUACAUGGCAUUGUGAGCGAGAUUGGGUCUUUAAAAAUGGCGUAUUUUCUCUUUUAAAUGUUCUGUAAAUUUUAUAGCAAAUGUAGUUUUUAGGUUAUUUUGGGGAGCUGUUCAUAUCUCAGAAGAAAAAAAUGGUCAUAUUUGUUGCAUUUUGGUGGCCCUGUAGGGCUUUAUUUUCUAAAAAGACUGCUUUAAUUGUACACAGGAUCCAUAUGAAUACUAACAGCCUGCUUGUUCAUAAGCACUCUGGUCUGGGUUUGUAUAGUCUGUUUGAAUUUGGGUAGGAGUCUGUCACAGGCCAUUAAAAUGUUGUAUUUCAUUAUAAAGUCA
Messenger RNA from Oreochromis aureus, 2723 nucleotides. RefSeq names its product equilibrative nucleoside transporter 1. The record is from RefSeq and is a predicted model, not a curated record. Lineage: Eukaryota; Metazoa; Chordata; Actinopteri; Cichliformes; Cichlidae. Gene Ontology annotation, biological process: uridine transmembrane transport; nucleoside transmembrane transport. Gene Ontology annotation, cellular component: plasma membrane. Gene Ontology annotation, molecular function: nucleoside transmembrane transporter activity. The transcript has 13 exons. The coding region runs from base 194 to 1513 and encodes 439 amino acids.